Lachancea lanzarotensis is the source of this 2898-nucleotide messenger RNA. Its product is annotated as LALA0S01e06370g1_1. Gene Ontology annotation, molecular function: protein binding. The record is from RefSeq and is a predicted model, not a curated record. Lineage: Eukaryota; Fungi; Ascomycota; Saccharomycetes; Saccharomycetales; Saccharomycetaceae. Gene Ontology annotation, cellular component: nucleus. Bases 1 to 2898 code for a protein of 965 amino acids. The transcript has a single exon.
AUGUCGAAUCUCACGCCGGGACUGGGCGGCUCGCAGGGUGCAAAGCAUCCGUCACAGCCGCCAAAUGCGGGACGAAACGUGCGAACCCAGAUUAAUAAACAAACCACAGUGCGAAAUAUACAGGAACCAGCGUAUUCAGGUGCUAGAAGACAGCCUCUGCCGUCUAGUGCUGCAGGAGACCAUGAGUUUGGCAGCGAAAAAGAGCCGAAAAAGCUGUUGAACACGUAUAUUUACGAUUUUUUGUCAAAAUCGUCACUCACCGAAACUGCCAAGGCAUUUGCACAAGAAUCUAUCAUUGAGGAAAACGGUAAACGGCUCAAGCCAAAUAUUCCAUUCCAACCUCAGAAUGAUGCCCCACAGGGGUUUCUUUACGAAUGGUGGCAGAUUUUUUGGGACGUUUUCAACGCCAGAACCCAUAGAGGUGGUUCCGAAUUGGCUCAGCAAUAUUUUCAAUUGCAGUUCGAUUCAAGACGUCAGGAACACACGUAUAGAAACGUAGCGAUGCAUGCAGCGCGAAUGCAGCAGCAAGUUGAACAGCGAGGUGAGUAUCAAGGCGAGGUUUCGGAUCCGAUGAUGUUCGCGAUGAUGCUUUCUGGUAAUGCAUACAAUACUCCUGUGCCUCCUCCAGAACGUGAAGCGGCUGUUCGUGGUGGCUAUAUGGUACCUGGACCCGGUGUUCAAGGCCAUCCUGAUAGAAGUCACCUCCAGCAUUCCCGUAAACAUUCUCCAGGACUUGCUCAAGCUCAAGCACAUAGGGUCCAAGCUCAGCAGGUUCAAUCACAGCCGGCUCAAGCUCAACAAGUUCAAGCCCAGGCACAUGCUCACGCUCAAGCUCAAGCUCAAGUUCAAGCCCAGUCUCAGUCUCAAGUUCAGGCUCAGGCUCAGGCUCAAACUUCACAACUACAUCCUCGAUUCCAAAAUCAAACGCGUAACCUGCAACCUGGUCAGGUUCAAAAUCAGAGCCCUGUACAGGCCCGCCAAUCUGCACAAACCCUGAUCAAUUCACAACAAAUGAGGCAGCGUCUUGCUGUACGAACACAACAACAGCCACAACCACAUUCCAAACCACAGGGUCAGCACGAGAUGCAAACCCCGCAUCAUCGGCAAGAACAUUCACAAAUUCGACAGGACUUUCAACCUCAACUGCAUCUACAACAUACGCAAGACUUACCACAACCACACGUUCAGCAACCGCAGCAUCAACAACCAGCUUACGCUCCGCAGCUUCAACAACAGUUCCCUGUUCAACAGCAACAGCAGCAGCAGCAAAUGCAUGACCGGACACAGCAGGCUCAACCGCAAAUGCAAUCCUAUCCUCAAGAGCUGUUAGUAAAUGGUGGCAACCAUAUGGUGAUAAAUGGUGCCAAUGGACCGGUUUACGUAAAUCCACCAGGGGCACCCGUAAAGACAAACUAUUCGCCAGGGUAUAUGCAACAGCUCAUACCACCUCAGGUACAGGAACAGCAUAUCCAGCGGCAGCAUAUGCAGCAGUUCCGUCGUCACCAUCCUCAACAAGCUGCUGCUGCCCAUUCUGCUGCUCAACAACAGCAGCAGUUCCAGCAACAAGGAUCAUUAGCCGCUCAACAGCAUCAGCAGCAUCAGCAGCGUCAGCAGCGUCAGCAGGAACAGCAUCAGCAGGGUCAGCAGGAACAGCUACGUCAACAUCAGCAGAUGCAACAGCAGAUGCAGCAACAAAUGUUAAAUUCAAAGCAUUCGCCAGCUACGCAAAGCCCGCGUCAACGGCAGGCAAAACAGUCGCCAAGUCAACAAGCUGCACUGGCUGCACCUUCCUCAGCCGUUCCUGUCUCUAACAUAGGUACAAGGAAGCCCAAUACAAUUGCGGGCUCACCUGCGUCCGGCAGAGAAAUUACUCAAGACACGCAGUUUUCGAGCAUGGAAGGUUUAUACAAUUAUCAGAAACAGCUAUUGAUGUUAGAAAAGGAGAAUGAAAAAGCCAUUUCCAACAGGUCUACUGUUUCUACUCCAGGUUUUACAAUGAGUAAAGCUACGCCCGCAGCAAGUUUUGUUGGGGUUUCGCCACUAGCCUUGAACUCGAUGAAUAGUCCUGCCAGUCUAGGGCCUAGUACUACGACGAGAUCAAAGGAAUUUCAAAGGCGUAAAUCGGCCACAGUGCAAAAUGCGAGCCCGUUUUUCAGCAUGGCCAAAAAGAAUAUUUCCGAGCCCGUUACCCCGAUAGGACCUAUGACGCCUGCCAGCAGUAAUCUUGCAAAGCAUGUACCACACGGUGGGUUAUCGACCGUUAAUGAAACUCCUCUCGAGGGUUCUGGUGAUCUUUUGAAUGGCGGCAUGGGUAAGAAAACCGCUCAAAAGAGGAUCAAAAAGCCAAAAAAGUUCCACCAACUGACGACGACUACAUUGGGGUUUUCGACAACUGCCUCGUCUCCUUUACUGGAUAAUGCGGUUGACAGUAAGAAGGGCAAAGGUUCAUCGAAUCGCACGAAAAAUAAGAAAGCCAUUGUUGCAUCAAGUAUAAAAAGUGGCUCUAGAGCAGCCCAGUCUGCUGGCACGACUCCUGUUACGGCUGACGAUCUACAUCCAGGAAGUGCGAGCAGCAACGAUACUGCUGGUACUAAUGUAGAAAUCUCUCACAAUGCAGCUGCCACGGAUCCCUCGCCGCAAAACGAAUUCGAAGAAGCUCUUGGUCAAAAUGAUCCUACUUUAAGCGGCCCGGCCUACAAUUUCGAAGAGGAAGAUAUUUUCAGCAUUAGCAGCGAUGUUUUAGACAAGUCCAUUCAAUCAAAGAACCCUUCUUCUUCGAAACCAAGCUCGACCCAAUCCCAGAACCAGGCACCCGUUGAAGAGGCUUUCAAUUUGGAUUUUCUUGAUCCAAGCUCGAGCAUGAAUUACACCGAUUUGAACCUGCUGAACUGGCAAUGA